Molecule: messenger RNA, 1131 nt
Organism: Marasmius oreades (fairy-ring Marasmius)
Lineage: Eukaryota; Fungi; Basidiomycota; Agaricomycetes; Agaricales; Marasmiaceae
Exons: 14
Coding region: 1-1131 (376 amino acids)
Biological process (GO): D-sorbitol catabolic process
Molecular function (GO): zinc ion binding; L-iditol 2-dehydrogenase (NAD+) activity
Source: RefSeq, a predicted model, not a curated record
AUGUCAGAUAAUCCUUCCUUCGUCCUCCAAUCAGUCGGGAACGUCUCAAUCGAACACCGCCCCAUUCCCGAUCUUUCCUCCGACAAUGAUGUGAUCGUAGAGGUCAAAAAAACAGGCAUUUGUGGCUCAGACGUUCACUAUUUGGUUCACGGAAGGAUAGGAGAUUUCGUCCUCAAGAAUCCUAUGGUCCUUGGGCAUGAGUCGUCGGGCGUGAUAUCGAAAGCUGGAAGCAAGGUCAAGCAUGUUAAACCAGGAGAUAGAGUUGCCAUUGAACCUGGUGCCACCUGUGGCUCAUGCACUCACUGCAAGAGUGGCCGAUACAAUCUUUGCCCGGAUAUUGUUUUCGCCGCCACACCGCCGUACGACGGAACUCUCGCACGCUAUUACCGUGUGCAUGGAAGUUUAGUGUAUCCGCUGCCUGACCACCUUUCACUGGAAGACGGUGCUAUGAUGGAACCCCUCUCCGUAGGAGUCCACUCUGUUUCCCAUCUUGGAUCUUUCCGCACGAACCAAUCUAUCGCUGUUUUCGGUUGCGGCCCAGUCGGUUUACUCUGCAUGGCUGUUGCCAGAGCCCUUGGAGCAUCACGUAUCAUAGCCGUCGACAUCGUUCCUUCCAGACUUGAGUUUGCCAAAAAAUAUGCAGGUGCAGAAACCUACCAGCCGAUUCCGCCCUCCGAGAACGAACCUAGAAUCCAAUACAGUCGGCGUAAUGCGGAAAACAUGAAGAAAGUUCUUGGAAUCGAGGAUAGAGGAUCUACGGCUAUUGACCUGGUCGUUGACGCUAGUGGUGCUGAGGUUUCUAUUCAAACAGCGCUGUACCUCGUGAAAGUCGGAGGUACGGUGGUUCAAGUCGGAAUGGGUAACCCCAAUGUAACCAUCGAUCUCGGUAUGAUUAUGGUCAAAGAACUUGUUUUCAAGGGCUCGUUUCGUUAUGGGCCCGGUGCCUAUGCUCUCGCUAUCGCCCUGGUCUCCCAAGGCAAGAUCGAUCUCAAACCUCUUGUUACACAUAGGUACCCAUUCACCGAUGCUCUCGUCGCGUUCAACACCACUCGCGCUGGUAAAAGCGAGGAUGGAAAAGGCGUAAUUAAGGCUAUCAUCUCUGGACCGGACGUAUCCGUGGAAGCCAGUUGA